AUGACUACCGACAUUGAUGAUAUAACAGUUCGUGUUGGUGGAAUGAAGUUAGGCGAAGACGCGUCCGACCAUGUAGCCUCCCUUCCGCAAGCGUCUCGCUCACUUACUCGAGCUGAUGAAGCCAUCAACCUCCAUACACGGGAUAUCGAGUCUGUAAACGGCGAGGCAGAUUCUUCCAAUAUUCUGUCCACCACAGAGGCCUGUUCGCACCGUGAUCUCAUCGAAGUGCUUGUCGAAUCUGCCAAAAGUCUGGACAAGGCUACCGGCAUACUCGAAGAGGCCACAGAAUGCAUAAUCCUCGAGACUCUGAAGUUACGCGGAAGCCGAUCUACGAAUUUUGGGGUUGACCUCUUAUCACAUUUUGAUGGAGAGAUCAGAGCAAUCAUCAGGGAGGUUCUCCAUACCACCAAAGACGAAAACUUGCUUUGGAAAGCUGCGGAAGAGUGCUACAAGCAAGCCACCAGUUAUUCGGGGAGUCUUCACGCCAGCAAUUACUUUGAGUCUCCGGAAAAAGGCAAACGAGAGCACAAAAUCCAGGAUCAUAUGGAGAACGAACAGACUUGGGUCAAUUACUGGCUCACAAUCUUGAACAAUGCACCCAACGGACCAACGUUGUUUUAUCCACCGACAAGUUUCGACAGCCACUGGCUGAAGUUCGAAGACAUCCCUCAAUACCUGUUCCGGAUCUUUGACGCAGCUAUAUUGGGAACUGAUGGCGUUGUGCAUUCCAUCGAGAGCAGCAUCGAACCGGAGGGAAACAGUCGAACCGAUUUGUUGUCCUUGAGAAACGAUCGAGCAACGACUUUGCUACACGCACACCUUAAAAAAACCUGUUUCUCACGGGAAACAGAUAACCUGACAUCCUGGACAAGCUCUUUGCUCUUCGCCAUCCAAUACGCACUCUACAGGCGACAAUGCGGACAAGGCAAUGCAUCUGAGUACAAGAUAUGCGCCGCAGACACCAGGAAGUUUCCCCAAGGACAAUUUGCACGAGACAUCUGGUUGAUUCAAAAGUACGAGUCCGAUGGAGUGGGCCAAGCGCAAGAUUUCUUCAACUUCCGUCUGAAAUUUGUGGACUAUUACAACGGCGAGUACCUUUCCCAAGGAGCGGUGAGCAUUGCCGAUCGAUCAUGCGUGACCUCCCUGAAGCAACUGGAAGAAGCUGGACUGUUCAAAUUAUAUCCGGAAUUCGAAGACGCUACAGGCAGAACAUUAUGGGCCAGAAGGGUACUUGAAUUGCGCAGAGACUGGUCAGAAGAAAGAGGAACAGGCAAAAAAGAGAUCAAGCUAGCGCUACAGGUGGCACGCACCUGCUUCCCUCAGCUUGCAUCAGUGGAUGUCGCCACCGCUCUACUCACAUUUCGAAAUCGGAAACUUCAGCCAUCGGCACUGUCAGGUAAGUAA
Molecule: messenger RNA, 1404 nt
Organism: Alternaria incomplexa
Lineage: Eukaryota; Fungi; Ascomycota; Dothideomycetes; Pleosporales; Pleosporaceae
Exons: 1
Coding region: 1-1404 (467 amino acids)
Source: RefSeq, a predicted model, not a curated record